CAUAAAAAUACACUCUGUUCGAAGCUGCCGUUAUCCUAUUACAGGUUAUUUCAAGUGAUCACCCUUUUAGUAUGACACCAACAUAAGAGGUUUAGAAUCUCGAGUCUUGCUGUGGUGAUCAGUGUGUGGCUGGUCAACACUGUUAAAAGAGCCCUGGGCUGCAGGAGGCAUGCUAAGUGCUUAGCUGGUGUGAACCUGAAGAAGGAGUAAGAGUUUCCUCAGACAUGGGCAACAAUCACGCCACCCUGGACGACAUCCUGGCCGAGGACAUGCACCACUGGUACAACAAGUUCAUGAGGGAGUCUCCAUCAGGCCUGAUCACACUAUUUGAGCUGAAGUCUAUCCUUGGGCUGCAGGGGAUGCCUGAGGAUGCUAACAGCUAUGUGGAACAGGUCUUCCACACGUUUGACAUGGAUGGGGAUGGAUACAUAGACUUUGUGGAAUACAUCGCUGCAAUCAGUCUGAUGCUUAAAGGUGAAAUCAACCAGAAAUUAAAGUGGUAUUUUAAACUGUUCGACCAGGAUGGCAAUGGAAAAAUCGACAAAGAAGAACUGGAGACAAUAUUCACGGCCAUACAGGACAUCACACGAAAUCGGAGCAUUGUUCCAGAAGAGAUAGUAGCACUUAUAUAUGAAACAAUUGAUGUCAAUGGAGAAGGUGAAUUAACACUUGAAGAAUUCAUCGAAGGUGCCAGAGGGCAACCAGAUAUAAUGGAGAUGCUAAAGAAAAUUAUGGACCUCACUCCAGUGCUAGAGAUUAUUGUUGAAGGACGACAGAAACCAGGCAACGGUGAACAAGGCCAGAUAAGGACUUAAGAUAAAUUUCAUUCUGGAGACACAUCGACUCAACUGACACUUUGAACCUCGCUGACAGCACAAGGCACUGCAGCAAAACAAUGGUGUACUGGCUUUUCAGUAAACUUAUACUGUAUGUAUCAAACAAUAAUGCUAAGAAAUUCAAAAGCUAAAUCAUGUGAAAUAACAAAAUGAUAAAACUCAGAACAUUCAAUUACAACAAUGUUAAUUUUUUUUUUAAUAGUGAGCUUUAAAAGUGUAAC
Molecule: messenger RNA, 1057 nt
Organism: Tachysurus vachellii
Lineage: Eukaryota; Metazoa; Chordata; Actinopteri; Siluriformes; Bagridae
Gene: guca1d
Product: guanylate cyclase activator 1d
Exons: 4
Coding region: 225-815 (196 amino acids)
Molecular function (GO): calcium ion binding; calcium sensitive guanylate cyclase activator activity
Source: RefSeq, a predicted model, not a curated record